AUGCCCGAUAGUCACGACACCAUCACUGUUACCAGCACCACCUCCAUCCCCGGCACCGACACCGUCGAAAAGGUCGUAUCCGUCGACCUCUCUGCCGAAACGCUGAACGACGCCACGACCCGCAUAAUCAACGAUGACCCUUCGUUUAUCGCGAACCAGGUUGUGAAGACUAAGGAUGAGGGGGCGGGAUAUGGGACUGUCACGUAUCGAGCUCGAGAAUGA
This is a messenger RNA of Cryptococcus amylolentus CBS 6039, 222 nucleotides long. RefSeq lists its product as hypothetical. NCBI's taxonomy places the organism in Eukaryota, Fungi, Basidiomycota, Tremellomycetes, Tremellales, Cryptococcaceae. The transcript has a single exon. The coding region runs from base 1 to 222 and encodes 73 amino acids. The record is from RefSeq and is a predicted model, not a curated record.